GUUAAAAGUGAAAAUAAUCAUUACGUAUAAAGUGUUGAGUUUUUCUUAAAGAAAGAAAAAAAAAAACGGAAGAAAGCAAUUAAAAAAGCAUUUCUACGAUUUGUACUCAAAAAGCACCAAAAACGCGCACUUUUAUGCAUGCACAUAGCACCCAGGAUUACCAUAGCAAAGCAUCAGAUGUACAUAUAAAACAAUGUUGCAGGUGUUCAGCAAAACUUAGUACAUACAAUAUUUAUAAUGCAGGUCGUUUUUAAAGACUACAACAACAAAAACAACAACGAAUUAAUAAAAAAGGAAUCUCAACAUUACCAAAAUAUCCUUAAUAUGCAUUUUAUGCAUAUUAAAACGCUUAGAGCGCUUCUAUUAUGCUCAGCUUUAUUAGGUUGCAUAUCAUUAGCAACAGCAUGUUCCAGUAGAGCCAUACCAAAACCACGUCCAACGUUGGCCGCUAUGACAACACCAAGACCAAAUAUAUCAUUUCCCAUAUUUAAUUGUCCACCAACGUAUGAUGCUUGGUAUUGUUUGAAUGAUGCCACAUGUUUUACAGUUGAAAUACAUAAUGAAAUACUUUACAAUUGUGAGUGUGCCAAUGGUUUUAUGGGCCCACGUUGUGAAUAUAAAGAAAUCGAUGGUUCAUACUUGCCAACCAGACAACGUGCUAUGCUUGAGACAGCCAGUAUUGCCAGUGGCGCUACACUAGCACUUAUUUUCAUGCUUAUAUUGUGCCUUACCCUUUAUAUACGCCACGAAAAGAAGCUUAAGCUGAAACUGAACGAAAGUGCUGCAAUGGCACAUGCUAACGAGGGCAUGGAUGAGGUAGACGGCAUGACACGCGUACCCGAAAUGCGUCCAUUUGGACCUCACCACUAUAAGAUAUUGCCUUUAGCUUCUGCAUUUAAGCGAUAAUUUAAAGCGCAGCUUUUUAUUUACUUUUAUUUAUUUUAAUUUAAAUGACUAAAAAUUUUAA
Messenger RNA from Teleopsis dalmanni, 967 nucleotides. RefSeq names its product protein spitz. The transcript has 2 exons. Gene Ontology annotation, molecular function: receptor ligand activity; epidermal growth factor receptor binding. Gene Ontology annotation, biological process: epidermal growth factor receptor signaling pathway. The record is from RefSeq and is a predicted model, not a curated record. Bases 238 to 906 code for a protein of 222 amino acids. Lineage: Eukaryota; Metazoa; Arthropoda; Insecta; Diptera; Diopsidae.